CGUGGGGUGAGAAUCGCAGUGCGCACGCGCAACCCAGUUGGCUUCCCUCUCCCCUUCUUCACUAUUAAUUCCGGGGUGAGAGUGGGAAGGCGGGUUGGGGAGGGGAGAGCGAAGGGAAACACGUGGGUGGGUGUGGACUGUGUUCUGUGUGCUUGAGUGGGGGGACCUCCGCGGGUGCAGACGCGUGCGAAGGGUGUUGUGCUCACCUUUCCACGAGGGGCAGACCUCCCCUCCUUCCCUGGAAGAACUGUUUCCUCCCGCCCCUCCCCCACCCUCAUCUUUGCUCCCUGUGCCUUUGUCUGUCCUUGCUCUACGGAACCCCUUCCAGGCUCCCCUGAAGACCCGACGUAGGACCGGCCUGUCCCGUGACCUCUCCCUUCCCUGUUAGUGUGGCGGCGUGACCUCUCCCCACCCAGGACCCUCUCACUUCCUUCCAACCCUCUCUUUCCCUUCUGUGUUUAGGCACUGUAGUAAGUGCUUCCUCCAUAGCCCUGGGAAGUGGAGCUUUCUCUUGUUCAGUGGUUUUUCUGUCUCUUUUCACUCUUCAUGACCCUGUUUAGAGUUUUCUUGCAAAGAUAAUGGAGCAGCUGGCCAUUUCUUUCUCCACAUAAAGGGGAAACUGAGGCAAGUAGAGUUAAGUAAUUUGCCCAGGGUCACAGAAGCCAGUAAAUAUCUAAGGCCGGAUUUGAACUCAGAUCUCCCUAACACCUGACCCUGCACUCAGUACCCUGUGCAGAAGGAGUGGGUGUUCUCCUUCCCUCUGUCUCCCCUGCCACCCUGCCCACACUUGUGCCCCAUCUCAGAGCUUCCACUUUCCCCUACUCCUGGUGCCCUCACACAUCUGUCUGGUCAGUCCAAGCCUCCACCAGCCCUGCCGCCCUCCCUCUAUCCACUGAUGGUCACAGUGAUAGAAUACCAGACUGUCCUCUCCUUUCCUUGCCUCCUGCAUCCCACAUGGCCUUCCUUCCUCUCCCUCCCUCCUUCUCUUCUUCCCUUCUCCCUUUCUCUCUUCCCUCUCUAGUUACCACCUGUCCUGGCACUUUUCCCAGCCCUUCCCAAUGACUGGUCUGCCCUAUUGGCACUGUCGCCCACAUGGGCACCCUUGAUCACUGUCUCUCCUUGGGUGGCUUUGUGGCCACCUGCCUCUUCUUAGCCUCCUCUGCUGGACCAUCAUCCCCUCCUGCCCCCUCAGUGGCUGGGACCUGGCAUCUCCUUCCUCUAUCUUUUCAGUCCCUCUGGGUAAAUCUCAGUCUGUCUUCAGGCUCUCCAGGCUGAUGGUUCCACCGUUUGCACUGCUCAGCUCCAUCCUGUGCCACUCCAUGGGUCAGAGAAUGGAGCCCUGACUCUGGAGGUGGAAAUUGUGGGUUCAUAUCCUGGGACUCAGUUUCCUGAUCUGUAAAAUCAGGGGCUGGCACUAGAUACCUCAGAGGACCCCUUUGCCUCUCAAUCUCAGAACCUCUUUAUUAAAUCCUCUUCUGAACCUCAGACAGCCAGGUGGUCAGCUUCGGAAUGCUGGGUGGUACCUCCAUCUCUUUCCCCUUCACCUCCAUGCACUGGGCAGGUCUCGCUUCUGUCUCCUCCUUUCCCCACACUCCCAACCCCUCACUCCUGUGCUUCAGGAUGCUGAUGGGCCUCCUUUUCCCAAGACUUUACCACCUCUGAGGCACACAACCAGCCAAGGGCUUUAUGGCACUCUCCCACUCCAGAAAGUCCACUGAUUCCCUGCUCCCUCCAGGAAGCAAAAAUCAGCUCAAGUGUUAGCAGCUAAAGCCCUUCCCAGUUGGACUCAAACCUCCCUUCUUCCUCUCCAGAUACAGGAUGACCAGCCUUUAUAUAUAGUGGCGGGAGCUAUUUUCCUGUUUAGUGGUGAGUUUCUCUUGAUACCAUACUGGAGGAAACCUAGUAAUCUAGUUCAGGUGAGGCUCUUCUCUGAGCUCUCUUGGAGUUUAGGCUGAUUGCUUUCUCCUUUACCUUCCAAGCACUAUCCUCUUAGAGAAAGCCUUUAAUCUUCAAAGUCCUUGUGGUGGAGGAAUUUGAACUCCCCCUGGCACAGGCCAGGCGGGAGAAAUCCUAUACCUUUCCCUCUCUCUUCUGCUGAAUUUCUUCCCUCUAUAUUGAUUAAAUCGCCAUAAAUUUCCAAACUGACUUGGGUAUUUUAUUUCAGAUAUUCCUUGGCAACCAAAUUAAUUUACUUUAGGUCAGAACCCUAAAAUUAUCCUUACACUUUGUAAUUGGUUUUGUGUUAAUAGAGCUUCACAACCUGAGAUAAAUCCCAAAUACAGAACUAACUACUAACUAUGAAUCUCUUUAAUAGAUCCAAUACAAUUAAUAAAAUCUUUUGAUACCUGAAGACUAUCACCAAGUCUUUUGUGGGUUCAUUACUACUAACUUCCAUAUGUAAACCUCAAAUUUCCUUAGACUUAUAAAUGUUGGAAAUUUCACCAUUGGGAUAUUUCAUACUUGGAAAAUUUCUUACUGAUAGUCUAUUGGAAUGGGAACCCCAUUGGCAUGGGAGGUUCUUUCUCUUCCCUUCUUAAGAUUACUUUAGGACAGAAACCCUUUGCUGAACAAUGGAAAGGACUUUGACCUAUGCUUAAGCAUAGAACAGGAAUUUCUUUGAGUCUUGAUUGAUUUUAGAAUUGAUACAAUGGAGAUACUUGGAAUAAAUCUCCACCCUAUUCAGUCCUAAUAGGAUUGAGUAAGGGCUGCAGCCUAGAUCAAAAUUUAAUUAUUCCAAUCUCUACCAUACUCAAGUUAACAGGAUUUAGAAAGGGCUGUAGAAAAGGAGUAAAGAUUUAAUCAUUUGAAAAUAUAACCUUCAACAGACAUGUGCAAAAGCCAGAAACCUCUGGGCGGUCCUGGGUUAAGCUAGAGCCUCCAUUGGCACAGGGAAAUUGAUGAACAGGGAUUGGUAGAUGGGAGAACUGGGAGGAGGAACUUGGAUGGUUUCCUUAAAGAUAGGAGGGUCUGGAGACUGGUGGUGGUUGAGGAGUUUUGGUCGGGGUGAUUGCGAGGGACUCUGAGAAGGCUUGCUCUGAAGGAAGCUGAAGGCCUCAGCUUUACUGGAAGGAGAAGGUGGUGUAGGAUAUCCCCCCAAGGAAGGGAGUACAACCCAGGAGAGUAUCCCUGCUCUGCAACCUUUCAUCCACCUCCAGAGCAGUAGUGAAGCCAGUCUUUCUCCCAGCUGGGCCGAAAGGACAUGAGUGAUGUCAGAGCAAUGAGAAAACAAAAAGGAUGUGCAAGCAUGGGAGAUGUGGCCCUGACACAUCAGGAGAAGGGUGAGAAUUCCAGGAGCAUCAGUGUGGGAAUGGAAUCUUCCCAGUAUAUAGCUCUUCCCCAAGUCAAUAACAUAGAGAAGGAAGGAGGGACAUCUGGAGUCCUGGCUGCCAGGUUUCAGGAAUCUUUGACAUUCAAGGAUGUGGCUGUGGAGUUCACCUGGGAAGAGUGGAGACACCUGGAUCCUGCCCAGAGGGCCCUGCACAGGAAUGUGAUGUUGGAGAACUAUGAGAACCUGGUCUCCAUAGGGAUUCCCAUUUCCAAACUAGAUUUGCUCUUCCUGUUGAAGAGAGAAGAUGUACAGAAUCAAGAAGGAGAAGCUGCGACAGGAACUUGUACAGAAGGAAAGAUCAGAUUUGAAAUGAAAGAGAUGACUGCAGAGUUAAGUCUUUCUGGGGAAGAAACUCAGAGGCAAAGAUGCAUUGGUGAUGGUGCCUGUGAUUCCACUUGGAGAAAAAACUUGGAUGUACAUCAGAAAAUCCACACUGGAAGAAAACCUUAUGAAUGUAAUCAAUGUGGUAAAACAUUUGCACAGAGAGCUGAUCUUAUUGUGCAUGAGAGAAUCCACACCGGAGAGAAACCUUACGAAUGUAAUCAGUGUGGUAAAACAUUUGCACAGAAAGCUACUCUUACUGUACAUGAGAGAAUCCACUCUGGAGAGAAACCUUUUGAAUGUAAUCUCUGUGGAAAGGCUUUUACAGAGAGGUCCACUCUUACUGUACAUGAGAGAAUCCACACUGGAGAGAAACCUUUUCAAUGUAAUCAAUGUGGAAAAAAAUUCACACAGAGGGCCAGUCUCAUUGUACAUCAGAGAGUGCACACUGGAGAGAAACCUUAUGAAUGUAAUCUGUGUGGAAAGGCAUUCAGACUCAGUAACCAUCUUAAUGUACAUCAGAGAAUCCACACUGGAGAGAAACCUUAUGAAUGUAAUCUCUGUGGAAAGGCUUUUACACGCAAGGUUGGUCUUACUGUACAUCAGAGAAUCCACACUGGAGAGAAACCUUUUGAAUGUAAUCAGUGUGGAAAGGCAUUCAGACAUAAAUAUAGUUUGGUUACACAUCAGAGAACCCACACUGGAGAGAAACCUUAUGAAUGUAAUCUCUGUGGAAAGGCUUUUACAGAGAGGUCCACUCUUACUGUACAUCAGAGAAUGCACACCGGAGAGAAACCUUAUGAAUGUAAUCUCUGUGGAAAGGCUUUUACAGAGAGGUCCACUCUUACUGGACAUCAGAGAAUGCACACUGGAGAGAAACCUUAUGACUGUAAUUUCUGUGGAAAGGCUUUCAGACUCAGUAACCAUCUUAAUGUACAUCAGAGAAUCCACACUGGAGAUAAACCUUUUGAAUGUAAUCUCUGUGGAAAGGCUUUUACAGAGAGGUCCACUCUUACUAUACACCAGAGAAUCCACACUGGAGAGAAACCUUAUGAAUGUAAUCUCUGUGGAAAGGCUUUUACAGAGAGGUCCACUCUUACUGGACAUCAGAGAAUUCACACUGGAGAGAAACCUUAUGACUGUAAUCUCUGUGGAAAGGCUUUCAGACUCAGUAACCAUCUUAAUGUACAUCAGAGAAUUCACAGUAGAGAGAAAUCUUAUGACUGUUACCGGCUUAGUAAAGUCCUCAGUCAAAAGUCAACCCUUAUUUCCCCUCAGCCACUGCCAAAUCAGUAAACAGCAGUCUUUGGGGGCAGCUGUGUCGACCCCAGCCAUACCUUUGGGAACUUUUGCUCUACUGAUGAUACUGGGGUCAGGCUGCUGAUUAAAGGAAGAUUGCAGGGACCCUCCACUGGCCCUGGAUGUGGGGCCUCAGCACAUUGAUCAGACAUGGUCCCAGGCUGUGCCGAAUGAUGAGGGAGCACACAAAUAAGAGCAAUGGUUUUGUCUCACUUGGAAGUAAUCCAAUGCUAAGGUUUGCAUAAUUUAAGCUGAAUACCUUUCGUUUUCCCUAUGGAAUCAUGAGUAUGAUUACCACUUCAGUUUAGGAAGAUGAGAAAUAGAGACUGCUUGGUGUCUCAUAGCAUGAGGCUUCAGGGGCCUAGAAAGGAGCUUCCAUGAUCUUCAGUGUUAGGUCUAGUCAUUUAAAGAUGAUUAGGUACAAGAAAAAGAGAGUCACAUACUGAAGCCAGAGCGUGCAUUGACUACUAGGAAAGAUAUCAGAAGGCAGAAUGGAUAUUGAGAUGGAGGCCUAGUAUCAGCCCUGGCCUAGUCUGUUAGUAAACAUUAAUGAAGCACCUACAAUGUUCCAGGCACUGAGGACACAAAGGGAAACAAAAGACAGUCCCUGUUGUCAGAGCUUAGCAUCUAGUAUAGAAACAUGGUGAUAGUUCAAGAAGAAGUAAAAGAUCAUGAACCUGACUGUUAAAUGAUCCAGGGAAAAGAGGGUGUUUUAUGAAAGGAAAUGCAUUUAAUUAAACAGGGAAAUAAGUGAAUAGAGGUAUGAUAACAAUUAUAGUUUAAGAAGUGCAGAAAGCUAAAUUCCAGGGCUCCAAGAUUAAGCAGGAAAUAUAGCAAACAAUCCCUUGAAUUAAAACAAAAUUCAAAUAUUGUGUAGCCACAGUCAUUAUACCACAAGAUUUAGCGGCUUUUAUAUUAAAUGAUUGGUGAAUUUGGAAUAUGAUAUUCUAGAGUGUUAAAGAACUAGGAUUACAACCAAGUAUCAUCCACCCAGUAAACCUGAGUACAGACAUUCAUGAGGAAAAAAUAAAUGUUCAGUAAAAUAGAGGUCUCCUCAAGCAUUCUUUGUGAAAGGGACAGAGCUGAAAAGAAAAUUUGAUUUUCAAAUAUAAAUCUCAAGAGAUGCAUAAAAGGAAAAGAAAUCCUAGAGCAAUCAGUAAAAUUAAGCUGAUUAUGUUCCUACAUGAAAAGAUGAUAUUUGUAAUUCCUAGGAACCUUAUCAUCAGUAGGGCAGUUAGAAGGGCAUGGGUAUGAGUUUACUAUAAUGAGGUGAAUGCAUAAAAAAAUUAAGGGGUGAGAAGGAUGCAUUGGAAGGAGGAAGGUAGAAUUGGGGUACUUUAUCUCACAAAAAAAGAGUCAAAGAGCUUUUGAAGUGGAGGGUGUCAUUAAAAUUUAGGAAUUUGGGGAAAGUGAGGCAGGUAGAAAUUAGUUUCUGCAAGGAGUAUUAUAUUUUUAUGAGGUUUAUUGAAGAUUAAAAUAUAAAGAAAACACAAGUAAGAAAAAUACGUGUCUAGGCCCAGAGAGCCUAUUCACGACCACUCACAUCUUGCCUACUAGGUGGAGAGCCUUGUGUGCUCCAAUGCGGAAGUAAAAAGACCCCAGUUGGAGGAGAAAUCCUUUAAAUAAAGUUUUGUGAUAUCUCCCAGGUGAGAAUUCAGUGUGAUUAGAGGGCAUUCUGGGAGCUAACAAGGACUCCUGGGGAAUGGAGUCCAGAGUUCAAAUCUCAAUUCUGCAAGGGUUAGAUGGAUUUGGGGAGAAGCACUUAAAUUUUAUUGAAAUUGGCUCAAAGGGCAAAUAGUAUACACCCAACUGAGUAUAGAAAUACACUUUGCCUUCUAAGAGAAUAGGGAAAGGGGAUAAGAAAAGAGACUGGGUUAAUUGGAAGAGGCAGUCAGAAGCAAAACACUUGAGAAUGAAUAGAAUGAAAGGAGAAAAGCAAGUAAGAUAAACGGGAAAAUAGGAUGGAGGAAAAUACCCUAUGGAGGAAAAUACCCUAUGGAGGAAAAAAUCCUAAUGUAAAGAAAUUUGCAGCAAGUUUCUCUAAAUAUGAAGAAUAUAUAUGUAUAUUUAGGGAAAUGAAAGUUAAAAUACCUUAGGUACUUAGGUUACACCUAUCUGAUUGGCCAAUAUGAGAGAAAAGAAAAA
This is a messenger RNA of Monodelphis domestica (gray short-tailed opossum), 7093 nucleotides long. The record is from RefSeq and is a predicted model, not a curated record. NCBI's taxonomy places the organism in Eukaryota, Metazoa, Chordata, Mammalia, Didelphimorphia, Didelphidae.